AAGUCAGCUAAGUCAUCUCCACAGGAAUUACUGAUAAUUUAAUUUAAAUACUAAAAUCUUUAUUAAACUGAAUCUUUAUUAAACUCAAAUAGUCCUUAUACCUUCUUCAGACGCGAAUUUUGAGCACUUAUUACGACUAAACUUAGUGACAAAAUUUAAAUCGACUAUAACUCUAACGAAAAACUGGUAUCAACUGCAGACACUGCCUGAUGUGGUAAUAUUACGAAUGAAACGCGUCUGAUUUUGGACAACAGCAUGUAUAUAGUAACUAGUGAUGUAUUUGUAUUUAUUUUUACUAUACCAUCAAAAUCUAUAUAUGUAUAAAUACCUACCCAAUAUCUUUGAUUGAUAUUAGAAAUUAAAGUGAUAACUGAUAAUAAUUUUAAAAGAAUUGUAAACUUUGGGUAGUUGAUUCACAAACUUCGAGUCACAGGGCAAGUAAAUAAAUGGCCUCAGCUAGAAUGUCACCUCAAGAAGAUGAUGAAUUGACUCUUCCUAGAGCAUCUCUUAACAAAAUGAUCAAAGAGAUAUUACCUCAUAUAAGAGUGGCUAAUGAAUCUCGAGAACUCAUCUUGAAUUGUUGUACCGAAUUCAUUCAUCUACUUUCAUCAGAAGCAAAUGAAAUCUGUAAUCAACAACAAAAGAAAACAAUUAAUGCUGAGCAUGUACUGCAAGCACUGGAGAAACUAGGUUUUACAGAUUAUUGUGCUGAAGCAGAAGCUGUUUUAAGGGAUUGCAAAGCAGUUGCAGCAAAGCGCAGACGGCAAAGUACAAGAUUAGAAAAUUUAGGAAUACCAGAAGAAGAACUUUUAAGACAGCAACAAGAACUGUUUGCAAAAGCAAGAGAAGAACAAGCAGCUGCAGAUUAUCAAAUACAACUAGCAGCUUUAGCACAAAUACAGGCAGUUCAAAGUGUACAAGCAAAACCAAUUAAAUUAGAUGAUGACGAUGAUGAAGAUGAUGAUUACUGUUAAUCAUUAAUUUUGAUUUUCUAUAUUCAUAUUGUAAAUUAUAUUUUUUAAUGAACUGUUGUUUUGGCAAAUCAUUUUAAGUAUCAUGAUUAUUCCUUAGUACAUUGAUUAAGAAUGUUAUAGAGUAAAAUUGUAUAUUGCUGACUAAUUAGAGUACUCAAAAUGAGUUGUAAAUUAAAUAUUAGAAUCAAUAAAAUAUUUUCUACCUAUAUUA
Molecule: messenger RNA, 1185 nt
Organism: Trichogramma pretiosum
Lineage: Eukaryota; Metazoa; Arthropoda; Insecta; Hymenoptera; Trichogrammatidae
Gene: NC2beta
Product: protein Dr1
Exons: 2
Coding region: 447-974 (175 amino acids)
Biological process (GO): RNA polymerase II preinitiation complex assembly; chromatin remodeling; negative regulation of transcription by RNA polymerase II
Cellular component (GO): negative cofactor 2 complex
Molecular function (GO): core promoter sequence-specific DNA binding; general transcription initiation factor activity; protein heterodimerization activity
Source: RefSeq, a predicted model, not a curated record